Molecule: messenger RNA, 231 nt
Organism: Acanthoscelides obtectus
Lineage: Eukaryota; Metazoa; Arthropoda; Insecta; Coleoptera; Chrysomelidae
Source: the annotation of a GenBank genome assembly
AUGGAAAAGAGCCAAAAAAGUUUUGUCUGUUUCAAAAAGAAUAUAGAACUGCCUUGCGUCCAUUCUUUCAGUCGUUACUAUUCGUCUGGCAUACAUACACAAAACUACUACAAACAGAGCAAGAAUAGUAAAACAGAUCAAGUCACAUACACAAAAGCAGCACCUUUAAACGGAAACAUACGACCAUAUGUUAAUUUUGAUAAAAUCCAAAAACUAAAAGGAGAUGGGUGA